This is a messenger RNA of Cadophora gregata, 2232 nucleotides long. RefSeq lists its product as uncharacterized. The record is from RefSeq and is a predicted model, not a curated record. The coding region runs from base 153 to 2198 and encodes 681 amino acids. NCBI's taxonomy places the organism in Eukaryota, Fungi, Ascomycota, Leotiomycetes, Helotiales, Ploettnerulaceae. The transcript has a single exon.
CCCAACUCUCUCCGCUUCCCAAAUCACUCUGUGCGGGUUUCUCGGCUGAGUCGCGUUCCCAAAACUUGUCCACGAAUCUACCUAGCAACUCACCGUUUUCAUAACAUCCCAAGUCAACAAACUCCUCUAUGGUACUGUACUAACAUACCAAGAUGGCUUCUCCCAAGAGCUUUCCAAAGAACGCGACGACCUCCAACCCCUCAGUCCUUACACAACGCUUGACCGAGGCUCAUACUCAAAUCACUCAGCUUCUCUCGAUCUGUGGCGCACCAGGCAUCGCUUACGGCAUUAUCCACCAUGGUGUUCUGCUAUCCACCGAUGCGUGCGGGUAUCGCGAUGUUGAGAGCCGACUCAGCCCAAACAAAGAUACAAAGUUUCUCAUCGGUUCCAUCUCCAAAACCUUCCUCUCAGCGGCUGUCGGCCUUGCUGUUCGCGACGGCAGAAUCAAUCUUGACGCGCCCCUUUCGAAGUACCUACCUACCUUCAACCCGAAGAGCGGCAGCGAUCCUCGAGUUCGUGAUGCAACUAUCAGGCAGGUUCUCAGCCAUACGAGCGGCUUAGGCAAUCCGCAGAUCCUCAUCAAUGGACCUCGCGAUAGCGCCCUACAAGGCGAGGCAGACUUUGUCACCUUUACCAAUCAGAUUCCAACGUCAAACAAGAAGGGUGAUCGUUUUGGGCGCUGGACAUAUAGCAAUCUGGGCUAUGGUCUUGUCGGGCUAGUGCUACAGAAUGUUUAUGGCUGUCGUUAUGCGGACCUUGUGCAAGAGCAGUUGUUGACUCCCCUUGGUCUUCAUCGGACAGCACUGAACAAAGCUGAUGCUUGUGACAUGCCUGGAGUAAGUUUGCAAAAAGAAGGAGGCUACUAUGGCAGAGAAGCAGUAGAUGUUGCCUCCAUUCGGAGUGAAAAUCAAGAUCAAAGUCCAGGUCAAGCUCAAGGUCAACAUCAAGGUCAACAUCCAGGCCAUGGAAAUUCGAGGAACCCGGAUCAGAAUGUCGCCUUCCCCUACGCAAGGCUCCAAGAUGGGACUCAUUGCAGACUGAUGUGUGACAAUACCACCGACGAGCAUCGAACAACUUUUCUAGCGCCAAUGGGAAUGCGAAGCAGCGUUAGUGACCUUGUCAGCUGGGGCGCAGCGAUAAUUUCUCCUCAACCACCCCCUGCUCUUUCGACAAUCACCACACUUAUCGAAGACCGCCACUCGUGGAAAGAAGGGCGACGACAAUGGCAUUAUCACAUGGGCUGGGCUCGAACACAUUUUCCGACAGAUUGGCUGGGUAUAUUGAGCUUCAAUUGUUGCUCAGGGAAUCGUCCUGUUCUGGACUUCCAAGAGAAAGCUACCCCGGUACUCCAAACAAACGGCACUAUGAAUGGCUCGACGGCUGUUAUUUACACCUUUCCAAGCACCCAGACUGUGAUCGUUGCCUGUGCGAAUGCUGCGUCGGAUGGUGAUGCUGCAGAUUGGACUGCCAAAAUACUAGCACAGAGUCUCUUGGCUCCGAACGAUCAAAAAGUCGACUUCCUCAAACUUGCUGAGCUCGAGGCACAAGCUCGUCGCUCCAUGUACGAGCGAAUGAUACGUGAGUGGGAAGACGGAAGACAGUCUGAGUUUCCAGGGGAAGUUUGUCUUCUCGAUUAUGUGGGUGUAUACGAAGGGCUUGGAACUACUCUCGAGAUAUCAGUCGUCUGUACAGCCAGAACAAGUGCUGCAGAACCUGUUCCUCACGGCGGGCUUCUUGGUGAACGAGAUAUGUCCAAGGACACAAGACAACAACCUGAGAAAGUCGAGUUGCAAUUGGUGUUCAAUGGCGUGCUGGAAUCAGCCCAGAGCCUGGAAUGGUAUCGCGAUGAUGUGUUGAGCUUCUUCCCGCAGACCAGGGAUAAGUGGCUUGGAGAAAGUAUGUUCAACUGGGACUUUGUAGACACAGGAUUAUUGAAGUUCAAGAGGGAUUGCGAGGGAGACAGCCAAUCUCGGCAUGAUACUCCGGCUGAUGCUGACACUGUUGCCACUAGUGAUCUGGCGGAUAUUGAUGACAGAGACGCUAUCGAGAAUGGCAGCCGUGGUGGUAGAUUUGAGGAGCGCAAAAUCGAUGAAGUCUCGGCACUACCAACGACUUCAAAUUCCAGACGCAGUCCUGUCGUAUCACUCACAUGGGGUUGGGAUGAAGCUGAAAAUCCAGGGACUUUCACCAAAAGAUAAAUAUCAUAAGCAGAGAAGUAGACACCAAUGUAUC